AUGACAGACCUCGAGAAACCAACCCAAAUUAUGACCGAAGACACUGCCGCUGUCAAGGGCGAUGCCAUCGGCUUUUCUGAACAAGAAAAUGCUGUGGGAUACAAAGAAUAUCGCGAGGCAUUGAGCAUCGAGGUGUCUGACAAGGAGAUGCGCAGAGUCCGAUGGAAGCUCGACUUGACAAUACUUCCCAUGUUUCUCAUCACACAAGCAUUGCAGUUCAUGGAUAAGACAUCGCUCAACUAUGCCAACUUGUUUGGGUACCAGAAGGCUCUCAACCUUCAGGGCAAAGAGUUCAGCUAUCUCUCUGCAAUGGUGUAUGCUGGAUACUUCUUUGGGCAGUACCCCUGUGGUUGGCUCAUUGGACGCUAUCCUGCGCAGAAGGUCAUGGCGAUUAGUAUCUUUCUAUGGGGUUUAAUGGUCAUCAUAAUGACCCAGAGCCGAACAUAUUCCAGUGCAUUUUUCAUGGGUAUUUUCGAGGCAGCAGUCACACCAGGCCUGACGCUUAUGACUGGAUUCUGGUACACUCGACGUGAGAUCCCGCUCCGCCAGUGUAUUUGGUAUUCUUCUCUUGGUUGGGGCGGUAUCGUUGGCUCCUACAUCUCUAUGGGUGUUUCUCGGUUGCCAGUCGAUAUUAAGCCCGAACGCUGGGAGCUCAUCUUCUAUAUUCUUGGUGGCGUCACCUGCCUGUGGGCAUUUGUUAUAUGGUUCCUCCUUCCCGACUCACCUUCUAACGCGCGGUUUCUAAACCACCGUGAACGUCUGAUCGCUGUCAAGCGUGUUUCUGCAAACGAAACCGGCAUAAAGAACAAAUCAUUCGACAAGAAACAAGUUUUCAAAGGAUUUCUCGAUCCCAAAACUCUUCUGCUCUUCACGAGUGUAUUUGCCGCGGCUAUACCUAACGGAGUUGUCAAUUCUUUCUCCACUGUCAUCAUCCGUGAUAUGGGGUUCGACACCACCAUGACUACGCAGCUCAAGUCAGUUGGCGACGCCGUACAGAUCGUCGCAUUGAUCAUCGGGGGGACUAUUAUCUUAAAUGUCCCUAACUCACGUUUGAUCACCGCUUCUGUCGCCAAUAUUCUAUGUACAGUCUCUGCAGCCUGCAUGGCGUUCCUGCCCUCUUCCAAUACUUGGGGCAGACUUGUAUGCUUCUGGCUCGUCAACUCUCAAUCCGUGGGAUUCACUGUAUCACUUACAACCAUCUCAUCUAAUAUGGCCGGCUAUACCCAUCGCUCCCUCGCAAGCGCUGUGGUUUUUACCGCAUACUGCUGGGGCAAUUUUGCCGGCCCAUUCGUUGUUGACCCGGCCCAAGCACCUCAUUUUACGGGAGCUACUAUUGGACUGUUGGUCGGAUAUAGUAUCAAAUUUGUUUGCCACCUCCUUCUUCUAGUCUACAUGUUUACAGUCAACAAGCGCCGGGAUCGAAAGUACGGGGAAGCAAACAAGGCGGCCAGUGACGAAUGUGGAAUGAGAGACAUGACUGAGUUCGAAAACAAGGACUUCCGCUACGUGCUCUAA
Messenger RNA from Clonostachys byssicola, 1515 nucleotides. The record is from the annotation of a GenBank genome assembly. NCBI's taxonomy places the organism in Eukaryota, Fungi, Ascomycota, Sordariomycetes, Hypocreales, Bionectriaceae.